CCAGGUCGCUUUCUUUACUAUUUCCCCCACCGCGCUUGGAGUGCACUCCACACACGGUGCUCGGAGAGAAGUUCACACGGCCGCGGUGGUCUCGUCGCCGUCCCGGUCCGCGCGUCGCGGUUCUCACAUGACCGGCCCGCGGUAGUUUUCACGGUAAUUGCCGCUCGGUUUCUCGGCCGUUUCAGCGGGGUCUCUCUGCUCUGCCGAGUGAUAAGAGACCAGCCAGCGGCCCCGGUUGAUAAUCGUGUCCCCGCUCGCCCUCUGCCUGCCUAGCGUGGCCAUGGCCGUCGUCGUCUGCGUCACCGGCGCCGGCGGCUUCAUUGGCUCCUGGAUCGUCAAGCUCCUCCUCGCCCGCGGCUACGCCGUCCGCGGCACCUCCCGCCACGCCGAUGGCCCCAAGAACGCGCACCUGUGGGCGCUCGACGGCGCGGCGGAGCGGCUGACGAUGGUGCAGGUCGACCUGCUCGACCGGGCCAGCCUCCGCGCCGCCUUCGACGGAUGCGACGGCGUCAUCCACACCGCGUCGCCGAUGCACGACACCCCCGAGGAGAUCAUCGAGCCGGUGAUCACCGGGACGCUCAACGUCGUGGAGAUGGCCGCCGACGCCGGCGUCCGGCGCGUGGUUCUGUCCUCCACCAUCGGCACCAUGUACAUGAACCCCCACCGCGACCCGGACGCGCCGCUCGACGAGUCGUGCUGGAGCGACCUCGACUACUGCAAACAAACCAAGAACUGGUACUGCUACGCCAAGACGAUCGCGGAGCGGGGCGCGUGGGAGGCGGCGCGGGCGCUGGGGCUGGACCUGGCGGUGGUGAUCCCGGUGGUGACGCUCGGCGAGCUGCUGCAGCCGAGCAUGAACACCAGCACCAAGCACAUACUCAAGUACCUCAUCGGCGAGGCCAAGGCGUACGUCAACGAGUCGCACGCCUACGUGCAUGUCAAGGACGCCGCCGAGGCGCACGUCAGGGUGCUCGAGGCGCCCAAUGCCGGGGGACGGCGCUACGUCUGCGCAGAGAGGACGCUGCAUCGCGGCGAGCUCUGCCGGAUCCUCGCCGGGCUCUUCCCGGAGUACCCGAUUCCCACAAGAUGCAAGGACGAGGUGAAUCCGCCAAAGAAGGGUUACAAGUACACCAACCAGCCUCUCAAGGACCUGGGCAUCAAGUUCACCCCUGUGCAAGAAUACCUCUAUGAAGCGGUGAAAUCUCUGCAAGAGAAGGGAUUCAUACACAAGGCUUCCGGCACCAAGGUGCCUGCUAGUAGAGGGAGCUCGCUGCCUCAGAAUUCAACGGCGCCCAUGUUUAUGUCGAAACUUUGAUGGGCUUCUGCACAAAGUAACAAUGCAGUUCGCCGUCAAGGGAAUUGUAAUUCAUUCGAUUAAGUGAUAAGUAUGUUGCUGGCCAGUUCUUGUAUGUAGCUGCCAACUUUGUGUAGGAGCGCCGUACGUGUUGGCCUGCACUGUUGCCUGGAACAGCACACUGCUACAGAGCAACUUCAGUGAUACGUACAUGCCAAAUAUUUUCCCUGGUCGAUGUCCUUCCCCCAGAAUCUAGUUGUUCAUCUUGUCUGACUCAGCGGGUACAACAAACCGAUCAACUUAGGCAACAGUGCAUACAAUGCGUGCCCUCUUUCAAGCCUCGUUCGUAGAGGUUAUACUGUUUUGGCCAUAGCUUCUGCUUGUUGUUCGUGAUGAUCUUGUGUAUGCGCUUUCUCUGACUCCCAUUCGUAUCUUGUGUAUGCAUACCUGUGGAAUCAGUUUCA
Molecule: messenger RNA, 1758 nt
Organism: Triticum dicoccoides
Lineage: Eukaryota; Viridiplantae; Streptophyta; Magnoliopsida; Poales; Poaceae
Product: cinnamoyl-CoA reductase 2-like
Exons: 7
Coding region: 281-1315 (344 amino acids)
Molecular function (GO): oxidoreductase activity, acting on the CH-OH group of donors, NAD or NADP as acceptor
Source: RefSeq, a predicted model, not a curated record